Spirodela intermedia is the source of this 5546-nucleotide messenger RNA. NCBI's taxonomy places the organism in Eukaryota, Viridiplantae, Streptophyta, Magnoliopsida, Alismatales, Araceae. The record is from the annotation of a GenBank genome assembly.
AUGGGUUUCGAUAACGAGUGCAUAUUGAAUAUCCAAUCACUUCCUGGUGAAUAUUUUUGUCCAGUAUGCCGCACACUUGUCUACCCAAACGAAGCAUUACAGACGCCGUGCACUCAUCUCUUCUGCAAACCAUGCUUGGCCUACAUUGUUGCAACGACUUCCGCCUGUCCUUACGACGGAUAUCUGGUGUCAGAGGCAGAUGCCAAGGUUUGAAAAUCUUGUUCCAGAUGUAUAUUCCCCCCCCCCUCUCUCUUGAAUGGCUUCUCUCACAUUAGCUUUCUGCAACAACAUAUCCAGCCUCUAGUUGAAUCAAACAAGCUGAUCGCUGAGGCUAUCGAAAAGAUACAAGUGCACUGUCUCUAUCAUAGGAGUGGGUGCCAAUGGCAAGGAACACUAUCUGAAUGCAUUACUCAUUGCACAAGUUGUACCUUCGGAAACUCCCCUGUCGUGUGCAACAGAUGUGGUGCACAAAUCGUACAUCGCCAAGUACAGGAGCAUGCCCAGAUCUGCCCAGUGAGUUAGGCAAUCCCCUAUUUUUCUCCUAUGUUUAAUUUUGUACUUCGCGACUGUAAGUAUACAUGUGGAAGUGCAGGGUGUCCAGCCUCAGGCACAGCAGGCGGAUGAUGUGCAGCCUCAGGCUUCAGCUGUGCAGAACCAGGGUGAGUCUCAGCCAGUGGCUCUUGCAUCUCAGGAAUCAUCCUCCCAGCCUGUAGUGAGUUCUGGAACUCCCACUCCUGGUGCUACCACCGCAGCUGCCGUGGCUACUUCCACAGUUCCUACCGUAGGCCCUACUACAGAUCCCGCUGCAACAGCUGUAGCUCCUGCUGGUCCAGUCCAAGACCAAGGUCAGCCUAGUGUUGCCUCACAACCACAAGUUGUACCGCAGGUUCCAACACAGGAGCAGUGGUACCAGCAGUAUCAGCAGUACCAGCAGUAUUAUCAGCAAUACCCUGGAUUUGACCCAUAUCAGCAGCAGUACCAACAGUAUGGCUAUUAUCAGCAGCAAGUUCAACAACAGUAUCCGCAAGCAUAUGGGCAAUCCCAUCCAGUGCAGGGGCAGCAGCAUUCUCAGGUGCACGCUCAGCAACAUCCUCAGACACAGCAUCAAGCACAUCCGCAACAAGUUCAACAGCAAUAUCCACAAGCGUAUGGGCAAUCCCAUCCAGUUCAGGGGCAGCAGCAUCCUCAGGUUCACGGUCAGCAACAUCCCCAGACACAACCUCAAGCACAUCCGCAACAACUUUCUCUUCCCCAGGUGCAAUCCCAUUCCCAUAACCAAACCGUACCAGUCGGUCAGCAGCCCCAAACACAAGCACUGCAAAGCGUGGAACAACCAAUUCAUGCACAAAUUCAGCAGCAGCAAAUGCACCCAUCGACACAGUCACAAGUUCUGGUUCAGCCAAUGGGGCAACAACAAAGCCAGAUCCCUCAGCUUCAGCCCCAUUCUUUUCCUCAUGGACAGCCUCCUCAUCUUCAACAUCAGCCGCGUCCACAACAGCAACAGCAAAUGGUUGGGCAAAAUCAACCUGGGCAACCCCAACAGCAACCACCGAAUGCUCAGUCACAUCCUAAUUUUCAUGGUCAGACACAAUCACGACCUCCAGCUCAGCAACCCCGACUGCAUAUGCAGUCCCAACCUCAUCCUCGACCCCAUUCCAUUUCUCAGCCUCCUCUGCAGUCGCAACUGCAGACCCAGGCCCAAUCUCAGUCCCUGCACCAGCCACAUCCACUGCACCAAGCUCCUCCCCAGUCUCAAUUGCAUCAUCUUCAGGGUCAACCACAGCCCCAGCCCCAUCCCCAGCCCCAGCCCCAGCUGCAUACUGCUCCAGCCCAUACUGUGACAGGUCAUCAGUCUUUUCCUCAACCGCAUCUUCAACCUCAAAUGGCAGGUGCUACCGCACAUCAGCGUCCCAUGCACCUGUAUCCUCUGCAGCAUGGGGUACCACAACAGCAACAUCAGCAUCCUUCUCCGAUGCCUAACCAAUUCCCACACCAGCAGCCACCGCAAUCCCAAAUGCGCCCCCCCCAAUCUCAGAUGCCAGUUCAGGGUCAACAACUAGCACCUAUUUCUUCAAUGCAAGGUCCUCAUCAGCAUUUCCCCCCUGGACAACAACAAGCUCACCACUUGCCACACUUGCCACAUCUGCAGGUUCAUAACCAGGUUCGCCACCCACCAAAUAUCCACGCUCCACAGCAUCCUAACGUUUCUCACCAGCAGCCACAAACUUCUUCUCAUCAUAAUCAGGUGCAUCCUCUGGGAUCUUUCCCACCUCAGCCUCACAUUCCCACCCAGCAUAACUUACGCCCCCCUGGCCAAUUGUAUUUGCAGCAACCACUCAAUCAACCUCAGUUACAGCCUGCGAGUCAAACAAUUCCCCAGCCUGUUUUGCCAAAUCAUGCCUUGGCACAUCAGGAAUUUAAACUGUCUCCUGGGGGUUUGGAUGUUCGGUCGCGUGUUUCUUCAGAAAAUCCCACUGCAGAUCCCCGUCCUCCCUUAGAGUCUGGAGGCCAAGAGUCCGCACUACCUUCAUCUCCUGCUAGUUUAAAGCCUUUCAAUGGUGAGAAGGAAGCAGAUGCUAACUUAGGUAAAACUGCCCUUCGGCAAUUUGAUGUGGCAUCGGAUAAAACUGACGACGUUUCAGAGGAUUCAAAGAUUCUUAACGCUGAGGCUCAUAUUAUGGAUGAGGAAAACGAAGAUAAAGUGGCUGAACGGGUUGACAAGGAAAAUGCUGGAUAUGUUGCCGAUGAAGAGGGCUCCGCCUCUGUUCAAAACGAUGACGUUUCUGAGGCUAAGACUUUUGUGAAGGACGAUGUAACUGGCUCAUCUGAACAUUCUCCGAAUAGAGUUUCACUUGAGCACAAUGAUGGUGAGAAGAAGUCUGUUGAGGUCGAAGGAACUGAGAGCAAGUCAGAUGGAGGUGAUAAAAAUUUGAUGGUUCGACAUGGUCAAGUGGUGGAUUCAGCAAAAUUCCCAAUGCAUGAUGACACUAGCAGAAAUCUUCCAUCUCAAGUUACAGCUGAAAAGGCUCCUCACCAGUUGGCUCAUCAGGAAUCUACCAAUAGUGGUGAAAAACUCAUCAUGCAAGGGCCGCGUAGGGAACCAAUAGGUGCACCCCCUGCUCAUGACAGGGCUAUUCCUGGUUAUCCUGACAGAAAUGUUCCCGUUUUCCCUAGCCAGGGUCCUUCAUCUGGUGAUCCUAGACAGUUUCCCCCUCCAGCUCAGAUGCAGCCUAAUUCUAAUGUUGUUGGACCUCAUUCACAUCCUCCUCUAUUGCAUGGCCAGGAAAGAUAUCUCCAGCAGGCUCCUCCUCCUGGUCCUCAUUAUACGCAAGACAUUUCAUCACAGAGGCCUCCUGCACCAGAGAGGAUGCUGCCUAAGCAGAUGCCUUACCUUGGUCCCAAGCAAGAAAGAUUGUUCCAAGAGCCAACCCAAGGAAUACCGCCUCAUGGACAACCAUUGGCAUCAAGCCAAAUGAGACCUUCUCUCAUGUCCUUCAAUCCAGAUCCUCUUCAGACGUCAUUAGGGAAACAUCCGCCAGGUGGAUUUCCUGGUUCACAUUCAUCUUUAGGGCGAGGUCCACCCUCGUUUGUGCCGCCAGUGGGGUCUCAACUGCAAAGUCAAGGUUUCGUCGUACCAUCUCAUGAUGCUUCUGGCAUGUCAAGAAUUUCUCAGGUGGAGCCGUAUGCUGGAAUACCUAUGUCAGGGCCACCUGCUGGGUCUUUUGGUACAGCUGCUGCCAUGAAUGGCAGAGGACCCCCUACUCAUGUUGAGGGACAACUGAUUCGAUCGCAUCAACCUGGUCCUUAUGAUGGUCGGCAGCCUGAUCACAAUCAGGCAUUGGAGAGUUUUCCUCAUGGAAAGCAACCAGCGGCUCAGUCAAGUGUGAUGGCGAUGAAUGGUUUGCCAGGUAGGGCUGAUCCUUCUUUAUCACAAGCUGCAGUGGGGGAACGAUUUAUUUCAGAAGAGAGGUACAAGUCGAUGGCAGAUGAGGGAUUCAGGCCAUCUGCAGAUGACCAUUUUAGACCAUAUGUGGAUCCGGUUAGACGAGUAGUUGAUAGAAGAGAUUUUGAGGAGGAUCUUAAGCAGUUCCCUAGGCCAUCUGAUUUGGAAUCUGAAGGGGGUGCAAAGUUUGGAAAUUAUGCAACUUCAUCGAUGCCUCUUGAUAGGAGUUCACGUGCUUUGGGUCUUGAUGGUGCAUCUAGGUCGUUUGAUAGAGGAAUGCAAGCCUUCGGGCAAGAAGGGGCGCCCAGAAUUAGACUAAAUAGUCCAGUCUCUUCUAGGUCAGUGCCUCUUUACAAGUCUGGUGGCCCUCUUCCAGUCAACAGUGAUAGUUCAUCAAUGCGUCCAAUGGAAAACAUGGAGAGACAAAGAUCCUUUGAUCUCAGUGAUGACCAUUCUGGAAGGAAGGGUGAUACUGCUCUUCCUAACUUUCAUAGACCUGGCUCAGACUUUGGCCGUCAUCGUAUUGAUAGCCUACAUCUGUUGAGAAGUCCUGGAAUUGAACUUUCUGGCCUACCACCUAAUAGAUUCGGGAGCAUUGCCCAUGGGCUUGUUGGUCGAACCCUUGCUGAGGAUUUUGUUGUGAGAGAUCUACCAGCAUCGGGUGAGCUAUACUAGCUACGCAGUCUUACCUGUCUUGUUAGCUAUGCAUUUCAUGAAAUCAUUCUAUCUACUUCUCUCCCAGGUAUGCUACCUAGCCAUUUUCGCCGAGGUGAUGGAGAAGUUUUGAGAAUGGGAAAUCAACUUGGUUCUGGCAACAUGCCAGGAAUGAGGGUUGGUGAUCUUGAUGGUCGUGAUAUGAUGCCUAGUCAAAUGCGCAGUGGUGACCCCCUUGGAGCUGGAGCUGGAAGUUUUCACAACCAUUUACCUGUGGGUGAAUUGGCUGGUCUAGAAAAUGUUCCUCCGCAUCUGUAUUCAAGGGAUUUCUCUCGCUUUGGUGAUUUUCCUCCGCAUGAUUUCCCUAAUGAGCCUCGUGGUUUAAGUUCUGUGAGUAUCCAUUUUUAUUCUUUUGAAAGAUAUCUGUUCAUGAGCGUGAUACGAUAGUCGGAUUGGAGUAGAGAAGUUUUUAUCUUUGUUUCGGUGUGUAAUUUCUAUAGUACUGCUGAUUGUAUGGCAUCCUUGACCCCUCUUGUUUUUUGAUGUUUAGGGCUCUUUCCAAGGUGGGCAGGAUCCACUAGAUAAUUCUAGAAAGAGAAAGCAAGGGAGCAUAGGUUGGUGUCGGAUAUGCAAGGUUGAUUGUGAGACUGUUGAAGGUCUGGAUUUGCAUUCUCAAACUACGGAGCACCAGAAGAGAGCUAUGGACAUUGUGUUAAGCAUAAAACAAGACAAUGCUAAGAAGCAGAAGUUGUAAGUUAUUUUCUGAACAUACUGUCUGCUGUAAGUUCUUACUUUUCGUUAUUGUAUGUGUUGUGGUUAUGUUCACGCCUAAAAAUGGUUUAAUAUGGUGUGAAGUUCUGAUUCCUCUUCCUUCAGGUCUUCCGAAGAGCAUGAAGAAUCAAACAAGUCACGAAAAGCUGGUUUUGAGGGCCGUCCUAGUAGACGCUAG